Messenger RNA from Oryzias melastigma (Indian medaka), 1112 nucleotides. RefSeq names its product sorting nexin 3 (gene snx3). The transcript is spliced from 4 exons. Gene Ontology annotation, molecular function: phosphatidylinositol-3-phosphate binding. The record is from RefSeq and is a predicted model, not a curated record. NCBI's taxonomy places the organism in Eukaryota, Metazoa, Chordata, Actinopteri, Beloniformes, Adrianichthyidae. Gene Ontology annotation, biological process: late endosome to Golgi transport; endocytic recycling. Bases 55 to 543 code for a protein of 162 amino acids. Gene Ontology annotation, cellular component: retromer complex; early endosome membrane.
GCUACAUAUUCGUGUUUUCCGUCAAUCGCCACCAUACCUAGCUGUGAGGGAGAAAUGGCUGAUACCAUAGCCGAUACAAGAAGGCUUUUUACUAAGCCUCAAAACCUGAAUGAUGCGUAUGGGCCCCCGAGUAACUUUCUAGAGAUUGACGUGAGCAACCCCGAGACUGUCGGAGUUGGCAGAGGCAGAUUUACGACGUACGAGAUCAGACUGAAGACCAACUUACCCAUCUUCAAGCUGAAGGAGUCUUGCGUACGGAGACGGUACAGCGACUUCGAGUGGCUAAGAGCAGAGCUGGAGCGAGAAAGCAAGGUGGUCGUGCCGCCUCUUCCAGGAAAAGCUCUGUUCAGGCAGCUUCCGUUUAGAGGGGACGACGGCAUAUUCGACGACUCUUUCAUCGAAGAGCGGAGGCAGGGUCUGGAGCAGUUCCUCAACAAGGUGGCCGGUCAUCCUCUAGCUCAGAACGAACGCUGCCUGCACAUGUUUCUACAAGAUGAGUCGGUGGACAAAAACUACACCCCCUCCAAAGUCAGACAAGCCUGAAGAGACGAGCUCCCUCCCAGCUCGGCCCAAAGCUUCCUUCACGGCUUCCUGUCCGUCUCCACAGAAACAUUUCAGAUUUUUCUCUUUCGCCCCUUCGAAUGCCGUCAUUCUCGUCUUAUUUUAUUCAGAAAUGAUGAAUCUUGUUGAAAACAUUUGUGGCUCAAAGUGAUUUAUAGUCGUCCGUUUGUCUGGAAAUGCCACUAAUAUAGAAAUAUGAUGUAUUUAUCAUUUAUCUGUGUCAUAAAUAUAUUCGUUUAUAAAAGAGCGUUAUAUGUAUGCAAAGCUCUUCCAAUGACCCCCCCACACACCUCCAACACCCAGCACUGGCAUGUUGAUCACUGUAACUAACUGGACACCUGCAGACACACUUUCUGAAGCCACACCUGGAUGUUCAGGAACCAGAACACCUGCGUGUCGACCAGCACCUGCCCGGCUCACCGUGUUUUCUAACAAGCAAUUUACACAGAGGGAACUGCAGUAUUUCUAAGAGCUAUAUGCAUUUUGAGAUUUGUAUACUGCUGUGCCAUUUUUGUUUAUUUUGAGAAUUUUCCAAUAAAAGGUUAAAUAUC